AUGUCGGACUCUACUGUUGGCCAGACGAAGCAGUUUGGAAAGGGCCAGAGGACCGUUCCGGCUCAGAAGGCCCAGAAAUGGUACCCCGUUGAUGACGAGUCGCAGCCCAGGAAAGUUCGCAAGGCUAUUCGUCCUACCAAGCUCCGGGAAACCCUUCAGCCCGGUACUAUUCUGAUCCUCCUCGCCGGUCGCUUCCGUGGCAAGCGUGUCAUCCUCCUCAAGCACCUUGACCAGGGUGUCCUCCUCGUUACCGGUCCCUUCAAGAUCAACGGUGUUCCUCUCAGACGGGUGAACGCUCGCUACGUGAUCGCCACUAGCAAGCGUGUGGACAUCAGCAGCGUCGACCAGAGCGUCCUCGAGAAGGUCAGCGCUUCGGACUACUUCACCAAGGAGAAGAAGGCCGAGAAGAAGACCGAGGAGGCUUUCUUCAAGCAGGGAGAGAAGCCCGAGAAGAAGAAGGUUGCCAGCGCUCGUGCCAGCGACCAGAAGGCCGUCGACCAGUCCAUCCUGGCCUCCGUCAAGAAGGAGGCCUUCCUCGGCAGCUACCUCGCCAGCUCCUUCAGCCUCCGGAACGGCGACAAGCCCCACGAGAUGAAGUGGUAA
Messenger RNA from Aspergillus udagawae, 603 nucleotides. RefSeq names its product 60S ribosomal protein eL6. Gene Ontology annotation, cellular component: cytosolic large ribosomal subunit; ribosome. The transcript is spliced from 3 exons. Gene Ontology annotation, molecular function: structural constituent of ribosome; RNA binding. Lineage: Eukaryota; Fungi; Ascomycota; Eurotiomycetes; Eurotiales; Aspergillaceae. Gene Ontology annotation, biological process: cytoplasmic translation; ribosomal large subunit assembly. Bases 1 to 603 code for a protein of 200 amino acids. The record is from RefSeq and is a predicted model, not a curated record.